AUGGAAGAUGGACUCGACAUGUCAGAGCUCCCCGCAAAGCGCCAUGUCGACCCCGAACCCGUCGAACUGCCAGUCCAGAAUGAAGACUCUCCGGCAGACCAUCAAAGCAAACCGCGGAUUGCAAUUGUGAUGGUCGCGCUCAGUUUUUGCGUUUUUCUAGCUGCUUUAGACAUUACCAUCGUUUCAACGGCCCUUCCAAAAAUGGUAGCAGAGUUCAAAGCCUCCGACAGCGCAUACUCCUGGAUCGCAUCCUCCUAUCUCUUGGCAAAUGCGUCUUGUGUUCCCCUCUGGGGUCGGAUUAGCGAUAUCUGGGGCCGGAAGCUCACCUUGAUGAUCACUGUGGUUCUCUUUCUUGGCGGAAGUCUCAUCUGCGGCGUGGCCGUCAAUGUAGCCAUGGUGGUCGCUGGACGGGCCAUUCAGGGUAUAGGCAGUGGAGGCAUCACGGUUCUCGCCAAUAUCUGCGUCUCGGAUCUGUUCAACGUUCGUCGUCGUUCGGCAUAUUUGGGUAUAUUUGGCGCUACUUGGGCUAUUGCCGGUGCAGUUGGGCCUAUUAUCGGCGGCGCAUUUACUACAUAUACUACCUGGCGAUGGUGUUUUUACAUCAAUUUGCCAGUCGGCGGCCUCGCCUUCCUCGGUCUUCUCUUCUUCCUCAAAAUCGACAUUCGUCUCAAAAGUAUCCUCGAAGGUCUCCGCGCAAUCGACUGGAUCGGUCUCAUUCUGAUUGUCGGUGCUACACUGAUGCUCCUCCUGGGCCUCGAGUUCGGCGGCUCCCAAUACCCCUGGGCCUCUGCUACCGUGAUCUGUCUUAUCAUAUUCGGCAUCGUCACUGCAAUCAUUUUUGGUCUGAACGAAUGGAAGUUCGCGCGCACGCCAAUCAUUCCCGUCGGUAUUUUCAGUAACUGGUACAACUUUACCGUGCUUAUGAUCAACUUCUGUCACGCAACGGUCUUUAUUGGAGGCUGUUUCUAUCUGCCCGUUUACUUCCAAAAUGUUCUUCUCACCACUUCCCUCAUGAGCGGCGUCUACCUUAUGCCGCUGGUCGUGUCGCUAGCGAUUUCCUCCGGUGCAUCAGGAUUCUACAUGCGCAGCACCGGCCGCUCCCGCGAAGCAAUCGUCCUAGGCAUGCUCUUCACCACGCUCGGAUACGGACUCUACAUCGACCUCAAACCAUACACCUCCUGGCCGCGAAUAGUCCUGUAUCAACUCAUCGUCGGCCUCGGAAUCGGUCCAAACUUUCAAGCUACCCUCAUCGCGCUACAGGCCAAUACGAAACCCGCGGAACUGGCCCGUGGAACAGCAACCUUCUCAUUCGUAAGACAACUCGCAGCCUCGGUUUCAGUUGUAGUCGGUUCAGUGGUCUAUGGCCAUGUAGUCAGCACCAAGAUCGAUGUUAUGGCCAAGGUAUUGGGUCAGCAGAUCGCGACGGAGAUUGCGGUUGCGUCGACAGCGGCGGCUGGGAUUAUUGAGUCUUUGCCAGAGGGGGAAAAGAGGGAGGUUGUGUUUGAGACGUUGACGGAUGCGCUGAGCAACGUCUUCCACUCCCCCGUCUGGCCAACCAUAUACCCCCAAAACAAAACCCAGCGCGCAUACGCCCUUUUCGAAGCAUGUGACUACAUGAUGGCGCACCAGAUCGCGUCUGGACUCUCGUACGGGGUCUUCGAUACACAAUACAAAUUCAAACGCGCCGACUCUGCGACUAAAGGAGGGGCGCUGUAUUGGGACGAGACCAAUACAGAAGCGACGGCAGACGAAUUGCUCUCGCAGAUGGACUUCCCCCUUGUAUCGAUCGCGAUGGCGCUGGAUCAAUUUGAUCCGUUCGACGAAACGCGUUUGGGACCGUUGAUUGAGUCGUUACCGUUCUAUGCGGAUCUCAAUCAUGAGUUUGAUAGACUCGAUGCUCGAGAGGCAUCGAGCUGGAAGGCGACUGCGCUGGGUCAAGUGAUGCUGCGGAACGGCACGUCAACGCGAGCGGAUUAUGAGGGGGCAGGCGUGAUGAAGGAAUUGGCUCAUUUUUUAAUGCGUAAAGCGGCUGAGGGUGGGUUUAGGGGGAUUAGUAUUGAGUGUCUUCAUGAUGCGGUUUGUCAUGUCUGGAGGAGUCCGCCGGAGCCAUAUAGAGCGAGGCUGAUCGCGCAGUUUAAUGUUAAUCAGUAUCAGAGGGAAGGAGAGGAUGGGAAGAUGUAUCCGGAUGUGGAUCAGUUGGCUAGUAGGGUUUACGUGGAGUUGAAGUAG
Messenger RNA from Talaromyces amestolkiae, 2229 nucleotides. RefSeq lists its product as uncharacterized. The record is from RefSeq and is a predicted model, not a curated record. The transcript has 5 exons. Gene Ontology annotation, biological process: transmembrane transport. Bases 1 to 2229 code for a protein of 742 amino acids. Lineage: Eukaryota; Fungi; Ascomycota; Eurotiomycetes; Eurotiales; Trichocomaceae. Gene Ontology annotation, molecular function: transmembrane transporter activity.